AAAACAUCAUUUAGACAACUCUUAACAUGUCUAGCUUUACUUCUUCUCUCUUUAUACCCUCUGAUUCCUUACAACCAAUUUUCUCUUGUUCCUUUUUCACCUCUAGUUUUGAUAAAGUUUCUUGCUUUUCUACUUCAAGAACAAACCCCAUCAGAUUAAUUUCCAAAAAGAUCACUUUUUUACAGUGUGAAAAGAGUUUUAGAAGAAAACCCUUCAAGAACAGAGUUUUAAUUAGUAGUAAGAUGACAAUUACUGAGUACAGAGAUGAAGAAGAGUAUCCUCCUCUUUUACUUGAAUCUGAGAUGAAAGAGCCUAGGCGUAUUGCUCUCUUUGUUGAGCCUUCUCCUUUUUCGUAUGUUUCUGGAUAUAAGAACAGGUUCCAAAAUUUUAUAAAGUACCUCCGAGAAAUGGGGGAUGAGGUUAUGGUUGUGACAACACAUGAAGGAGUACCCGAAGAAUUUUAUGGGGCAAAGUUGAUAGGAUCACGGAGUUUUCCCUGCCCCUGCUACGCGAAAGUACCUCUCUCACUUGCUCUCAGCCCUAGAAUUAUCUCAGAGGUAGCACAGUUCAAGCCUGAUAUCAUACAUGCAUCAUCUCCUGGUAUAAUGGUAUUUGGUGCUCUUAUCAUUGCAAAACUUCUAUCUGUGCCGAUUGUAAUGUCUUACCACACACAUGUGCCAGUGUACAUACCGAGAUACACCUUUAGUUGGCUGGUUCAACCAAUGUGGAUGGUUAUAAAGUUUCUACAUAGAGCGGCUGAUCUUACACUGGUGCCAUCUGCUGCUAUUGCAAAGGAUCUGGAAGCUUAUAAGGUAACAUCAGCAAACAAAAUACGUGUGUGGAACAAGGGUGUUGAUUCAGUGAGCUUCCACCCCCAAUAUCGGUCUCAUGAAAUGCGAGUGAGACUAAGUGAUGGAGAACCUGAUAAACCAUUGAUAGUCCAUGUUGGACGAAUUGGAGUUGAGAAGAGUUUGGAUUUCCUCAAAAGGGUCAUGGAUAGACUUCCAGGUGCUCGGAUAGCUUUUAUUGGAGAUGGGCCAUACAGGGAGGAGUUGGAGAAAAUGUUUCAGGGCAUGCCUGCCGUGUUCACAGGUACAUUACUAGGGGAGGAGCUUUCCCAAGCAUAUGCCAGUGGAGAUGUUUUUCUUAUGCCUUCAGAGUCAGAGACAUUGGGGCUCGUCGUUUUGGAGGCCAUGUCGUCAGGACUUCCUGUAGUGGCUGCCCGUGCCGGGGGAGUUCCAGACAUCAUCCCUGAUGAUCAGCAGGGCAAGAUUGGAUACCUGUUUACUCCUGGGGACCUAGACGACUGCAUGAGCAAAUUAGUGCCUCUUUUGCGCGAUACUGAAUUGAGAGAAACCAUGGGAAAAGCUGCACGCGUAGAAAUGGAGAAAUAUGACUGGAAGGCUGCAACAAGAACAAUUCGUAACGAACAGUACAGUGCAGCCAUUUGGUUCUGGAGGAAGCAAAAAGCACAAUUCCUGAGACCAUUUCAAUGGUUGUUUCAGUGUAUAUUCGCAGCUCCAGAAGUCGAGUAUAGGUAAUAGAUCCUUUCCUCUGAAAGCAUAGAGAGCUUGUUUUUUAUGCUUUUUGUAAGGUGUAUCCUUCAUAGAUUUGCAUCAAGAUGUGUUUGCAGAAUAUUGACCUGAAAAUGUGUUAUGAUAUUUUGUUGUCAAUUUGAUUGUACAAUGUAGACUUCAAAACUUAGUCUGUUGUGCUGUUAUGUAUUUAAAUUGAACUCAUGUACAUGUAAGUAUUUAUUUGAAUUUAGUGAGCUGCAUAUUCUACUCUCAAAAUGAAUCAAAUCAUGUAUUGAUU
Messenger RNA from Solanum stenotomum, 1815 nucleotides. RefSeq names its product sulfoquinovosyl transferase SQD2. Gene Ontology annotation, cellular component: chloroplast envelope. The record is from RefSeq and is a predicted model, not a curated record. The transcript has 11 exons. Gene Ontology annotation, molecular function: UDP-sulfoquinovose:DAG sulfoquinovosyltransferase activity. Gene Ontology annotation, biological process: glycolipid biosynthetic process; sulfolipid biosynthetic process. NCBI's taxonomy places the organism in Eukaryota, Viridiplantae, Streptophyta, Magnoliopsida, Solanales, Solanaceae. The coding region runs from base 27 to 1541 and encodes 504 amino acids.